UCCCGGCACCCACUGCACCGCAGAGCCGCCCCUUACCCGGGCCCCCGCUGCCCCCAGCCCCGGUUCCGGCGCUCUCCCCCGGCCCGGCCCCUUCCGCCGCCGCCGCCAUCGGCCCGCCCGGCCAUGCAGCGGGGGGCGACCCCCGAGGUGACAUUCGAGGAGGUGGCCGUGCACUUCUCCCGCGAGGAGUGGGCGCAGCUGGCGCCCUGGCAGCGGGCGCUGCACCGGCAGGUCAUGUGCGACAACUACGACAUGGUGGCCAGCCUGGACCCCAACUCCAAGUUCCCCCACAUGAAGGAGGAGUCACACGGGGAGGCGCCCUGCCCUGGGGAGCACAGCGGAGAUAGCGACAGCAGCGACACCACCGACAGCUCAGGUGCCUGGAGCAGCUCUGACAGCAAGGAUGGCACCGGGGGACGCUGGCAGUCGGGCUCCGGUGUCCCCCGCUCCGGCUGCCGUGACACCGCGCGGGGCCGCCGUGCCAGGGCCCUCUCCCGGCCGGUACCGGCGGCCUCGGGGCUCCUCAGCGGCGGCAGCGGCGGGGCCGAGGCGCCCCCGGGCCGGCCGUACGUGUGCGGCACCUGCGGCAAAUCCUUCCGGCACCGCCACAGCCUCCUGGCGCACAAGAAGCUGCGCCGGGGGAACCGGGCCCGGCACGGCUGCGCCGAGUGCGGCCGCAGCUUCUGCCUGCGCGGGGACCUGCUGCGGCACCGCGGCUCGCACCGGGCCCCGCGCUGCCCGGACACGGCGCCGGGACCGGACGGGGAGCGGCCCUUCGUGUGCGGCCCGUGCGGGAAGAGCUUCAGCGGGAGGGAGAGGCUGGUGCUGCACCUGCAGCAGCACCGCGCCCAGCCGUGCCCCGAGUGCGGCCGCGUGUUCCUGCACGGCGGGCACCUCUCCCUGCACCGCCGCGGCCACUCGGGCCUGCAGCCCUUCCCCUGCGCCCGCUGCGGCCGCGCCUUCGCCACGCGGGCCAGCCUCAGCUCCCACCGCAGGACGCGGCGGCAGUGCCGGGCCCGCGGGGACGGGAACAAGGACAGGGACAAGGGUGGGGACACCCGCGGGGACGGGGACAGGGGCGGCCGCAGGGACAGGGACACCCGUGGGGACGGGGACAGGGACAGCAACAGGGACAGCCACAGGGACAGGGACCCUCAUGGGGAUGGGGACAGGGACAGGGACACCCGCGGGGACGGGGACAGCCACAGGGACCCUCGUGGGGACAGGGACAGCGUCAGAGACAGGGACAGUGACCCUCGGGGGGACAGGGACACCCGCAGGGUCGGAGACAAGGAUAGGGACGCCCGCGGGGACGGGGACAGCCACAGGGACCGGGACCCUCAUGGAGACAGAGACUCCCGCGGGGACAGGGACAGGGACAGGGACCCUCGUGCGGAUGGGGACAGGGACAGGGACGCCCGCGGGGACAGGGACAGGGACAAGGGUAGGGACACCCGCGGGGACGAGGACAGCCACAGGAACAGGGACCCUCGUGGGGACAGAGACCCCCACGGGGACAGGGAUAGGGACAGGGACCCCUGUGGGAACAGGGACCCGCUCAGGGAUAGGGACAUGGAUAGGGACCCCUGCGGGGACAGGGAUGGGGAUGGAGAUAGGGAUGGGGAUAGGGACUCCCGUGGGCAUGGGGACCCACUCAGCGAUAGGGUGAUGGGUGAUAGGGAAGGGGAUGGGGACCCCUGUGGGGAUGGGGACUCGCUCAGGGACAGGGAGCCCUGUGGAGACGGGGACCCCCUCAUGGGCGGGGACCUGCUCCAUGAGAGGCACCGUCACAGUGAUGGGGCCGUGCUUGGGGACAGGGACCCCCUCGAGGCCAGGGACGUGCUCAGGGCUGGGGAGGCCCUCGGGGACAGGCAGCUCCCGGCGGGUGCCCAGCGGUAGCCAGGCCAUCCCGGUGGCCCGCUGGGUGUGGCCCCGGUGGGUGUGACCCCCGCUGGGUG
Molecule: messenger RNA, 1958 nt
Organism: Zonotrichia leucophrys gambelii
Lineage: Eukaryota; Metazoa; Chordata; Aves; Passeriformes; Passerellidae
Product: zinc finger protein 92 homolog
Exons: 4
Coding region: 124-1899 (591 amino acids)
Biological process (GO): regulation of DNA-templated transcription
Source: RefSeq, a predicted model, not a curated record